Phodopus roborovskii (desert hamster) is the source of this 811-nucleotide messenger RNA. It is a transcript of the gene Nudt8, whose product is annotated as nudix hydrolase 8. The coding region runs from base 72 to 704 and encodes 210 amino acids. Gene Ontology annotation, molecular function: coenzyme A diphosphatase activity. The record is from RefSeq and is a predicted model, not a curated record. The transcript is spliced from 5 exons. Lineage: Eukaryota; Metazoa; Chordata; Mammalia; Rodentia; Cricetidae.
CGACGCAUUCUCCGCGCCGUCGCGUGCCCUCCCUCGCGGGCGGGCGCCCUCUAUGUCCGGUCAUCUGGGACAUGCUGUCUGAUUGCCUGUCCGCCGAGGGCGAGCGGCGCUGCCGGCAGCUACUAGCCGGGACCACUGCCCGGCUACGCUCGCGGCCCGCGGCGGCCGCGGUACUUGUGCCGCUGUGCCUGGUGCAUGGUGUCCCGGCGCUGCUCUACACGCUGCGCUCCAGCCGCCUGGUCGGGAAGCACCGGGGGGAAGUCAGUUUCCCAGGUGGUAAGUGUGAUCCCGAAGACCAAGAUGUAAUACAUACGGCCCUUCGGGAGACUCAAGAGGAGCUGGGCCUAGAGGUGCCUAAGGAGCAUGUGUGGGGUGCCCUGCAGCCUGUGUAUGACCGGGGAAAGGCAACCAUAGUUCCUGUGCUUGCCAACGUGGGCCCACUGGAUCUGCAGCGCCUCAGGCCCAACCCCGAGGAGGUGGAUGAGGUAUUUGAGCUGUCUCUGGCCCACCUGCUGCAGACACAGAACCAGGGGUAUACCCACUUCUGCCAGGGUGGCCACUUCCGCUACACAAUGCCUGUCGUCUUGCAUGGGCCACACCGUGUCUGGGGCCUCACAGCUGUCAUCACUGAAUUCACCCUGAAGUUGCUGGCCCCGGGCAUCUACCAGCCCUACCUAGCUGUUCCCGAGGCUCCUAGGAGUUGAGGCUUGGCCUUUAAGUUCUGUCACCCUAAGCAUACAUCCAGAGCCAGCAGCAGCAAGGCGAUGUGACACAGCUGUGAGAGGUAAGGACCCCGGAGGGCUGCCUCUAG